Messenger RNA from Rhipicephalus microplus (southern cattle tick), 3985 nucleotides. Its product is annotated as post-GPI attachment to proteins factor 6. The record is from RefSeq and is a predicted model, not a curated record. Lineage: Eukaryota; Metazoa; Arthropoda; Arachnida; Ixodida; Ixodidae. Gene Ontology annotation, cellular component: membrane.
GAAAAUGGCGAACAGCUGUUCCCGCACGGAGCGGUUGCUACGGUUGUGUUGGCUUCUCCACUCCAUUCGCCUUGCUGUUCCGCUAGUGUACACCCCUUCCGAUGCCUACCAAGAAAGCCUUCUUCGGCCAUAUCGGACGUUCAGUGAUGUGGCCAUCUUCCACUUCACAGUGCCUGCUCAAACGUCCCGGGCAGCUUGGCAGUUCGUGGCCUUCAUGGACGAUAAGCAUUGCCCGUCUCAGCCAGUGUACAUCUACCUCAGGCACGGCAGCUAUCCUGUGGUCGCAGCAGACAACAGCUCUUUUCCCGCCCACACGCACCUUCCGAGCCAGUCUCUGUAUCACCUCAAGACAGAGACCAAGUUUCAGCCCACGGAGAUGCCGGAAUUCCACGUGCUCAACCCGCUGCCUGGCAGCUGGUUCGUCAUUGCCUUUCUGCAAGAGUCGAGCAGGCAGAUUAAGCAACAGGGAAUACAUCGUAGCUGCCAGUACAGCCUCGGCAGUAUGGCGGCUUGGACACAUCAUCAUGAGGUCAUAUUACUCAACGUUGGCAUGCAUCUCAACAUCACGUCGCCACCUCAGCUGACUGUUUUCAAAGUCUAUGUUCCUGAUGGCGCGUGGCAGCUGCUAGUGAGGAUAUCUGCUUGUGUCAAUGUCUCUUCAAAUCUUUCUGCUCUCAAAAGUGAGGAUGUUCAGCCUUGCAUCCGAAAGUUUGGGCUGCGUGCAAGGGGCCUCCCGUAUGCCGAAGACGUCAAUGUCACCGGAAGCGACUUCUACAGCAUUGUUCCACAACCGGAGAUGGAAGCGUAUUACUACAUCACCGUCGCGGCAGACAUGCACGUCGGCUACUCUAUCGUUGCGGACAUCAAAGACUGUCCCACGCCAUGGCACUUUUCGAACCGCAAGUCCAGUCGACAGCCGCGCCACCUGACCACCGGUUUCAACGAAUCAGAUGCCAGCAACGAAACUGCAUCCAAUCAGACGGCUUCGACCCUGUCUGCCGUCAGUCAGCUGCACGAAGACCACCAGAAGGUGGCGUCGGGUCCCAGCAGUGCGACCGUGACCACGACCCCAACAGAGUUUCAAGCACACACCGCCCACUUUGUGAAGGAGAUCUUGGGAGAGCAGGGCAUACUGGCUGCCAUGCAAGGAUGCCUUCCCAUGAUACCCCUAACGAGGAUCAAGCACGCGCAAGACUUCUUGGACUCUUUCCUAGUACAGGGACCUGAGUGGUUUUCAUCUUGGCUGGGCCUCACUGAUGCAUUCCCGGUUGUGGUUGGCCUCCAGCUGGAGCCAUUUGUGGACAUUGGGGGCACGCUACAGACAAAGAUACAUCUAGACAGUAUGGUUAAGAAUUUGACAUCCCAGGUGGUCAUCGUGAACAUCUGCAUCCACCACGGUAGCCCGCCACCGUACGUGUCGGGACGCAUUCAGUGCCCCCAGGGUCUCUCGCUGACCGUUUCCACCAACGACAGUUUGGUGGCGAUCAAAUACUUCCCUUUCCCAGAGCCUGGCACUUGGUUCCUCUCAUUCACGGCAGGCUGCUUUAAUGGUUCAAGCUCGUGGGUGCCCGUGCGAUGCGAGUUGGAGCAGACCAUAGUGGACCUUCGAAUUCGGCUUCAGCCAUGCGUUUUCGAAGGGUCGCCCUGUGGCCAACAUGGCUACUGCCAGGAGAAUCACUUCCGGCAGUUUUACUUCAGCUCCUGCCACUGUGUGGGAGGUUGGCGCGGUUGGGGUUGCACUGACAACAGCAGAGCGACGCCGGCGCCCCUUCUUCUGAUGCGGACUCUGCUGCUGACGCUGAGUAACCUGUUCUUUCUGCCUGCCAUAGUCCUGGCCACCAGACGGCAGUUCUACACAGAGGCUGUCGUCUAUGGGGUCACCAUGUUCUUUUCGAUGUUUUACCACGCCUGCGAUGUGGACAUGUUUGGCUUCUGCCUGCUCCGCUACGAAGUGCUCCAGUUCUGCGACUUCUUCUCGGCCGUGCUCUCGUUCUGGGUCACCCUGGUGGCCAUGGCCAACGUGCCCCCAACACUGGCCUCCAUUGCGCACGUGCUGGGUGCCCUGGGUGUGGCACUAGGUGUGCAGUGCCAGCGCACCAGCCUACUAGUCUUCGCCGUGCCUGCUGGUGUCGGGGCCUUUCUGCUGUCUGUGUCUUGGGUUCGCAGGUGUUACCAGUCCCACUCUUGCCAGCCAACGCUGCGCGAGUGGCUGACCAACCUGGUUCCGGGCGUCCUCCUCGCUGGGGUUGGCCUAGUCCUGUUUGCCUUUGUAGAGACCGAGGACAACUACAAGUACAUCCACAGUGCAUGGCACAUUGUGAUAUCUCUCUCCAUCAGUUUCCUGCUACCGAAGCGUAACACGAGCAACGUGGCGCAAUGCAAAAAUGGCUGCAGUGCCUCCGUCAUUAGUGGCGGGGACACCAUGCAGUCCAUCUACGAGCGGGUGCAGCCCGUGCUGAACAACGACUCGGAGCUGGUCGACAUAGCCGACUACCGGCUCGACACGGAUCUAACGUCGCUCAUCAGAGGCCUCCGCCCGUAACUCACCCGCCCAUUGCUCGGCAGCUAAGGUGUUGUUGACGUGCUUGAGAGAGUGAGACCCGCCGAAAUGGUCCACGCAAGUUCGCUCUGUGACUAAUUGUUGGCGAACUGUUUGUUGGAAUGAACUGCUGCUUUGAUUGUGACGUCACAGUUGCAAUUUGCAGCCACAUAUGACGCGAUGUCAUGCAGCGUGAGGCAUACUGACAACUUCGGAGCAGCGCUUGAACACAGUCAAACAGUCAUACCUCCUUCUCACUCGAGCUUUUAUGCCCAGCAAUUUCCCAGAGAAUCGAUGCACUCAUCCUCCGCUACGCAGACUGCAAAGAGGUGCACAACUGGCUCAAGUGCACAUUUAGAGUCUUAUGAACAUCACUGAUUUCAAAAUAGACCAGUUUCACUGAUGUAAAGCUUACUGGAAGCUGAAUGUGCACACAAUCAUGCGUAUCCUAAAUUAUGGAACCAUGAGCAGGCUCUAGAAGUUCAUCAAACCUGCAGGUCUGAAUGGCAGUAUGAUAUCCAUGUCAGUGAAUCUACACACUGCGCACAAAAAUGUGUUCACCAACGUCUUUAAACUGCCGUGCAGCACACGAAGCCACGUUUGCAAGCAGCCAGCAAACGUAACUGGCAAAGUCUUGUUGCUUGUCAAAUCACAAUGGAAAUGCUUGAUAGCACUGCUCACCCGCUAAACAUGCAUUACGAGGCUCUAUGUGUGAAGGUUGCUCAUGCACGCCAACUUGUCACAGCUGCAGUGUCUCGUCUCUUUAUGCCAUCGUGUGUACAUAGUCCCUUUAGGGCGUGCCCCUGGCAGCCGCUAGUCACAUAAAUAUUUCAACUUUAUUUACACAUCGAAAUGAGCAAACAGUCCACACUUGAGCCACAGAUUCCUUUGGGCAACCUGAUGGGCAGACUUGUUUUUAUGGCAUGGAAACUGGCAACUACAUCAGCAGCUUGGAAACUGCUGACAGGAAACGUUUGGUUCUUAGUGGCCUGUUACAAAGAAAGCAAUGACUUUGGUUGUGGCCGCACAGCCUUUGUCAGUGAUGUCGUUAUUUGACCGCCUUUGGUUCCAGACAAACUGGCUUUUAUUUACGACUUUAUAAUUCUCACUAGCUGCAGUUAGUCAUUCCGUAGUUUAUUUUUUGAUGUGCAGCUUAUUUCGUAUGGUAUGUUGAAGUAUAGUGGUGUGACAUCUGUGAAAAAACAGUUUUACAGCAGCAUGGGCAUGCCAUCCGCACAAACGUAUGCAACUUAGCACACGUCACCCCAUUUUGCUAACUGCCAGUUUUGUAAUUUAAAAAACAUUUUGCUAAUCAAAUGUCAUUGAGGAAGAGAAAUGUUCUCAUUCAAGUGGGUUUAAUGUCACUAGAAUCAGUCCCGGAACCAGAUGCAUUGCGUCAACCAUAGAGUUUCCUAAAUACGUAUACACUAAAGGGAACUCUGGCGC